UCUGCGAAGCUGCGAUCUCAAAAACGGUGCGUUUUGACGACGCUUUCGGUGAAAAGGACGGUGAUGCAAACGACGUCGUUUUACGUAGAGGGCGGUGGUCAAGGAAAUCCUCAAGCCCAAGCAGCUUGUGCUUCAUGUAAGCACCAGAGAAAGAGAUGCGAUAGCACAUGUGAGUUAGCCCCAUACUUUCCUGCUAGCAAGUACAGGGAAUUUCAGAAUGCUCAUAAGCUCUUUGGAGUGAGCAACAUACAAAAGAUCCUCAAUGCCGUCGAGCCGGAGCAGAGAACCGCGGCGGCCGAAUCCCUUCUCCUUGAGGGCACCUUCAGGAGAGAAGAUCCGGUGUACGGGAGCUUCGGGAUUGUAUGUAAAUUGGAAUCAGAACUAGACCUCUGUAAGCAGGAGCUCUAUGCUGUAAACCGUCAAUUGGCCUAUUUUAAGGAGCGGGAGCAACUCCUACAGCAAAAGGAGCAGUUAGAGGGCAUACUGGAGGUUGAAUCUUCACUGUCAUUGAACAAAAUACCCAGGGGAUUUUACUUUGGUGAUGAUGGUAAAAACUUGGAUCACGCAUACCAUUAUCAAUCAACAUUAGAAGUGGGAGAAGAUGUAAAACCCUUUGAUAUCCAAUCAGACGAAAUGAUAGAUUUCAGUUCUCAACCCAAGGCUCAUGUAGAUGGCUCCCAAACUAUAGGCUUGUCUCAAGAUCAAGGAGAAGGCUAUUUGGAGACCAAGAAAGAAACAUAAUGAAAAUUGGACAUGGCAUGACCAUGGGUUUUCUCUUAGAUUAGUUAGAAAAUGUCACACACCACAGUGGAUUAAAGCCUAAAAAUGCCUGCAAAAAUUCUCAAUUAGGGUUUUGUAAACCCAAUUUAAGUCAUGAGUUGUAUGGAUUUCUUGGAUAUGGAAUUAUU
Messenger RNA from Vitis vinifera (wine grape), 908 nucleotides. Its product is annotated as LOB domain-containing protein 9. The coding region runs from base 64 to 741 and encodes 225 amino acids. Lineage: Eukaryota; Viridiplantae; Streptophyta; Magnoliopsida; Vitales; Vitaceae. The transcript is spliced from 4 exons. The record is from RefSeq and is a predicted model, not a curated record.